Molecule: messenger RNA, 5531 nt
Organism: Solenopsis invicta (red fire ant)
Lineage: Eukaryota; Metazoa; Arthropoda; Insecta; Hymenoptera; Formicidae
Product: male-specific lethal 1 homolog
Cellular component (GO): MSL complex
Source: RefSeq, a predicted model, not a curated record
AAGUUUACAUCUCAAAUUUGUAAUGGCGUUCGAUAAUUUUGAUAAAGAUUUCAUCGGAUGCGACACACACGAUAAUUAUGAGAUUCGAAUUUAUCAGUCGUUCUUUUACCACUUACCAUAUAUGUGCAGUCACUUUCCCGUUGUGAAGAUGAAGAGAAACCUAUAAAGCGGCUGGGUGUCGCAAAUCAACCGUAAUAGUCCGAAAAAAGAAUUUCCUGACACAAAUUAUUUUCACUCUUUCCUUUGGAAAAUAUUUUUUUAUGUUUCCAGCCUUCCAGCUCCAGAGCCGCCAGCGUUUCUUCACUUGUAAGUGACGGCAUCUGACGGUGAAUAACACAAAGCGCGAUUAGCGCGAGAACGCGAUCGUAGCGCGCAUAUCGUUCCGUCUCGUUGGAGUAAACACGAAGCACACGAAGCGGAGGCGCCGCGCUCGCACACCUCGUGCGUGCUCGCUGGCGCUCGCGGUCGUUUUCGUAACAUCGCGUGAGAAUUUUCCCGACUCGAGCGACGGGGUAUAAACCGGGUAAAGAGGACGGAAAAAGUUAAAGCUCCAAGACGCUUCGUGUCCAUUCGCAUCGCGUCGCGCGUCGUGUCCGCUCGAAGGGUGGUCGCCGAACGACGGACGGCGAUCGAGACGAAAACGACAACGACGGCGGCGGCGGCGGCGGCGGCGGUGGCGGCGGUAGCGGUAACGGUAGCGGCGGCUGCGGUUAUCGGCAGCAGCGGUGACGGUGACAGCUUUCGCGUUGUUACCGCGAGACGCGUAUCGCGGAGACGCUUAAUGUGCCUGGAGCGAGCGCCGCGUGGUACGCUCAAAGCGGCCGCGGAUGCCCGCGGCACUCGCGGCAGCCGCCGCGACGGCGGCAUCGGCGCCACGAGCGCGAUCGCGCCAUCCAGAAGAUGUCAAACGUCGGCUCGGACUCGCUAUCCGAGCGACUCGUGAACGGUGAGAGGAAGAGCAUCGACCGCAUCAGCCGCAUCAACGCCGCUCGUGUCGUUAGCGCUACCGGCACCGCUGUCACCGACAACGGAGUCGGAGCGAGAGGAGUCGGAGGCGGAGGCGGAGGCGGCGGCGAGAGCCGCCGCAGCUGCGUGGGCGGUGGGGUGGUGUGGUGGUAGUGGGGGGGUAAAAAUAAUCAUAAUCAUAAUAAUAAUAAUAAUACUGCUAUCACUGGUAACAGUGGGGUAGCGGCCGUUGUUACCGGCGGCGUUAUCGGUGGCGCCGUGAACGGUCCUCGCGACGUAACGUUCGACGCUCGCGACACGACGCCAGUGAAUUUCUACCGCGAGACUACGAUACAGCACAUUUGUGGCGGCGACGACGGCGACGGCGACGACGACGAUUGUCGUUGCUACGUAUACGCCGCCGACGCGUUAUCGUCCUCGCUGACACGCGUGUCCAACGGAGGUGGAUGUGACUACGACGACGACGACGACAUCGUUGAUACGGUCUGUCGCGAGAUCACGCUGAAUAAUAGUGCCGGGGCCGAGACGACGACAACGACGACGACGACGACGACGUCGCUGCUGCCGCCGCCGCCGCCGCUGCCGCUACCGCUGCUACUAGACGCCGGUCGUAUCGACGCAAGAAACAAAAGUAUCAACAGUAGAAACUCUACAAACGCCGCCACUGUCGUUAUUGUUGACGUCGCGCCGUCGUUUCACGACGACGACGACGACGUCGACGAAGGAGAAGAAGAGGAAGAGGGAGAAGAAGACGAAAAUCGUCGCCGCUUCUUCAAACGAAUUCGCGACACCAUGGUCGCGGCGAUAAACGACCUGUCCAACGCAACGACGACGACAACGUCUUCACCGCCGGCGGUGGCAAACGCCGUCCGCGCCGGCAGCAACACUCUCGCAAUGUCAUCGUCAUCGUCGUCGUCAUCCUCGUCCUCAUCGUCAUCGUCGUCGUCGUCUUCCUCCUCGAUAUCGUCGACUAUGAUGACGGCGACCAUCACGAAUGCCGGCGGGGGGGGCAGCGGCGGCGGCGGCGGCGGCAACAAUAACAAUCCUUCCGCUACAAUCGGGAGCGGUGCCAACGGCAGCAACGGCGGUGGCUGCACCAGCGCGCGCAACAAGGAGUUUCAAGAGGUGGACGGCGAUGGCAAGAGUACGACCAUCACCACCAGCAGUAGCAGCAGCAGUAGCACCACUACCGCUGCCGCCGCCGCCGCUGCCGGUAUCCUCAGUUUCCCAUGCGAUUUCGAUCAUAUGUACGCCAGCAUGACCGACGGUGCUGCGCCGGCUGCCGCGACGGCCACCGUGGCCGCCACCGCGCUCGGCGUCAGUCCGCUGCGCGGCAAUGAGCCCCGUCACAAUGAUCUCACCGAGGUCAAGCACCUGAAGGAGCUGCUGUUGCUCCACCUCGACCUUAUUCAGCAGCAGUCCGAGCAGAUCGUCACCAAGGACAAGCUUCUCGCCGCGCUGCGCCAGGAAAACGAGACGCUGAAACUGCGUUUGGAGCGUAUGGAAAGGCGAGUGAGCCUUCAGAAGCUGAGAACCGAGUGUAACGAGAAUUCUGCCGGCCCGGACCAUUUAGGCGCCUGUUCGCCCACUAGUGUCAAUUCGGUCAAUGUACCUUCGACCAGUGAGCUGCACAGAAAUAACCAGUGCGAGAGUAGCAACACCUUGCACGAGAGCUUCAAGAUACGUUUAAACACUAGCGGCGGUAUCACCACUGUCAAACAAGAGCCGCACGAUAAUCAAAUUAAACUGGAAGUGAAACAAGAGGUGAACAACGAGGCGAGGUUUGAGUGGGAGGAGAAAAAGAAGAGACGAUCUGAUCCAACUCCCUUGUCUGCGGGUAGUAAAAAGAAAAGAGGGCUCUCUUGUUCGUCCACUAUCAGUAACGAUGGAAUGCAAGAAAAGAUAUUAAAUCAGACUUUACAUGAUGCGAGUAGAAAGAGUGACAGGAAGGCGAAAUCUCUUGUGAAGAAGGAGUCCUUUCUCACAACAGAGGAACACUAUUAUACAGCUGUAGGAGAUCCAAAUUAUACUUUAAAUUUGAAACAAUUUAGCCCAGGAGAACCGAGUAAUUCGUUAGAAGUUCCAAAUUGGAGAGUAAGAGUGUAUACCAGUUGUUAUACAAUGGAGGGAACUGAGAACUUGGAUGAUGAAAUUUUUAACAAAAGACACUUGAAGUUGGAGAAUGACGAAAGGAGAAGAAAGCGAUGGGAUGUACAAAGGAUAAGGGAACAAAGGCAUAUAGAAAAGUUAAAACAACGACAGGAACGUCAAAAUCAUCAAGCUACGUGCUAUAAUACUAAUCAUACUGGUCCUUGUCCCUCAUCCAUGGAAGAGGAAACCAUAACGUCCUUGUGGCCUGAUAUAGAACAAAUUCAAACUCUUCAAGUAGAUCCUCAUUUGCCAGUAACUGCAUUUGGCGCUCCUAUUCCUAGUUUCACACCAAGUGAGUUCUCCAUACCUUGGUCAAAUAUAACGCGAAUAAAGUGUCGACGUCCUAAACGUUCCACAGGUAGAAGAAAAUCUACAGGUAGAAGAAAAGUUUAGAAGAUAUAAAUUUUUAUAAAAGUGAACAGAACUGAUUUUAUUGGCAUCGUCAAUUUAGGAAAAAAAAAACUUGAAAAUACUACUGUUUCCCCUCCAUUCUGUCACGCCAUAAUUGAAAUAGCAUUUUUCAUUACAAAAUAAGGGCACCAAAGAUAUUUUUAUCAACUUUUUAAACAUGCAAUAUAGUAUAGUUUAUUUUUUCUACAUUUUUAUUUAAGUAAUUUCAUCGUCAACACUUGUUUGAUACAUUUACAUUUUGUACUCGGUGUUGGUCAUUUUAUUUAUGUAACUGAGUAGCUAUCACACGAUAUAACGAAAUAUCAAUCCGGCAUAUUGAACAUUUUUUCAAUUCCAGACGUGAUUUCUGUUUUAUUUUCAGUGAGUUGACAAUAUUGAUAUUUGCAAGACUUUUUGACUGCUCCAAUUAUUUGGAGUACUUUAUAUUAUUUUUGUAAUUUAUUCUUUGCUAUUCAUUAUAAAAAAAAAAAAUUGUUAACAGAACUACCAUGUACAUUGAUAAUAUACAAUUCGUAAAAAUAUAUAUGUAAAAAAAGAUGUUACACAACGGAAGAAUUAUAAUGAAUUUUUUAAUUUUGUGUAGCCUUUUUUGAUAUUUUAUAAAUUCUACAUUUCUCAAUAAUUUAACAUUACAUUAAAGGAUAAUUAAUAUUCUUGACACUGUCACAAAUAAAUCGCGUUUAAUUAACUCCCAAAUUUACAGUACAAAUGUAUAGAAGAUUCAGAAAAUGCGCUUCCUCUCACUAACAGAUUUUUUGACGAAAUUAAUAUUUCCUUCGCGAAAAUUUGAUGGCCUAAUGAAAUGAUUUUUACAUGGAUUUUUCGCGAAGAAAACAUUCACGUAAAAAAAUCUGUAAAAGAAACUAGAUCUCUCCAUUUGAUACAUGUUGUACACCUAUUGGAUUACAAGUAAAAUUGUAAGCAAUAUCAGUAUAACGCCUGCUACUCUUGCUCCUACGCGUAUUAAACGCGUCAACUAAAUGUCAAAAUCCGAGAAACAGGUGGAGAAAUUCCACCUCGAACAUCAACUGUAAACUAUUGUAAACGAACGUAAAAUCAAUGAUGUCGAGUGAUUAACCUAAUUUUUAUCAAUCCGAGGUACAAAACUUUUGAUGUUUUGUAACAUAUUCAGUUAAAAUUAACUAUACUAAUUUGGUGCUUAUUACAUAUUUAGUAAAGAAAAUUAUGUAUGUUAAUUUUUCACGAAUUCUUUGUUAGUGGUAUCUCAAAAUAUUGGUAUAUAUCUGUUAAUAAUUAUUUUACGGUUCUGUCGCGAUGCAAAACUAUAUGUAUGUAUCAAAUAAUCAACAAUAUGUAUCAAAUUCCGCAUCCUAUCCGAGAUGAUUUGUGAUAAUUCCGAGUUUAUUUGUGUUAAGAAGAAACGAUAGAAACUUACAAACACAAGAGAUCGACACAAAUAAUAAUUCAAGCAGAUAACAAUACGUUAUUUUUGCAUCUUACGAUCUGCUGCAUACAAGAUAAUUUUUUAAGAUGUCUGAUCCAUGAUGACUUAUCUUGAAUGAUUGAAAAUAAAAAUUGUAUAUAUUUUUCUUUUUGUAGAUAAGUUUUUUUACGUUCUACUCUUUAAGGUAGAUAUAUGUAUUCUGUAAGAUAAUAUAUUAACCGUCCAUGAAAACCAAUAGAAUUUCAUGAACAAAAAAGCGGCAUUUGAUGCUACGAAACUACGAAUGUAAUUAUCAACAUCUUGUAAAUAAUAACUUUUCUAGCUGUGUGAAUUACUGAUCGAGUUCUUAGUACAUCUAUAAAAUAUAUGCGACACGUAACGUUCUAUGAGGAAGACUACAUUUAAAUUAUUAUUUUCUAAUGUAUGUGCGUCAACAGAGAAUUUUGUUACGUCGACAGAUGUACUGUGUGUGUCAAAAGUUGUAUGAAAGUUUGUAAGAGGGACGUAGGGAGAACUUUCCAAUGUCACAUCCGCCUUAAACGUCCUACUAUGUAAUAUAACAUCGAGUACAUUUUAGAAAUAAAAGACUUUGAAUCAA